CGCCCGCGGAGGGGAGGUUGCCGAGCGAGGGCAGGAGGACUACUUCCCAGCACCCCAGCCUCCUGCCAUGUCUGACCCCAUCACACUGAAUGUCGGGGGGAAGCUCUAUACAACCUCACUGGCAACCUUGACCAGCUUCCCUGACUCCAUGCUGGGCGCCAUGUUCAGUGGGAAGAUGCCCACCAAGAGGGACAGCCAGGGCCACUGCUUCAUUGACCGUGACGGCAAAGUGUUCCGCUACAUCCUCAACUUCCUGCGAACCUCCCACCUGGACUUGCCCGAGGACUUCCAGGAGAUGGGCCUGCUCCGCAGGGAGGCUGACUUCUACCAGGUGCAGCCCCUCAUUGAGGCCCUGCAGGAGAAGGAGGUGGAGCUGUCCAAGGCCGAGAAGAAUGCCAUGCUCAACAUCACGCUGAACCAGCGUGUGCAGACGGUCCACUUCACUGUGCGUGAGGCACCCCAGAUCUACAGCCUGUCCUCUUCCAGCAUGGAGGUCUUCAACGCCAACAUCUUCAGCACCUCUUGCCUCUUCCUCAAGCUCCUCGGCUCCAAGCUCUUCUACUGCUCCAAUGGCAACCUAUCCUCCAUCACCAGCCAUUUGCAAGACCCCAACCACCUGACUCUGGACUGGGUGGCCAAUGUGGAGGGCCUGCCUGAGGAGGAGUACACCAAGCAGAACCUCAAGAGGCUCUGGGUGGUGCCAGCCAACAAGCAGAUCAACAGCUUCCAGGUCUUCAUGGAGGAGGUGCUGAAAAUCGCACUGAGUGACGGCUUCUGCAUCGAUUCUUCUCACCCACACGCUGUGGAUUUUAUGAACAAUAAGAUUAUUCGAUUAAUACGGUACAGGUAAAAGGACCCCAGCAACAUUGGAGGGGGGCUUCCUAAAGCCAAGAUCUUGGAGAGUGUCUCGCCAGUGGGGUGAGGCAGGCCACUAUACUAACCUGUAUUAAUCGUGUAGCAGGACUUGAUUUCCCCCGUGAUGCAGUCCACCUGUAGGAAUCCAUGUGUCCUCUUGACACAGCCACCUUUUUCCUUGCUACUUUGAGCUGGGGAUGGGCAGUUU
Molecule: messenger RNA, 1063 nt
Organism: Lipotes vexillifer (Yangtze River dolphin)
Lineage: Eukaryota; Metazoa; Chordata; Mammalia; Artiodactyla; Lipotidae
Gene: KCTD21
Product: potassium channel tetramerization domain containing 21
Exons: 2
Coding region: 68-850 (260 amino acids)
Biological process (GO): ubiquitin-dependent protein catabolic process; protein homooligomerization
Molecular function (GO): histone deacetylase binding; cullin family protein binding
Source: RefSeq, a predicted model, not a curated record